Melanotaenia boesemani (Boeseman's rainbowfish) is the source of this 3332-nucleotide messenger RNA. It is a transcript of the gene sema3c, whose product is annotated as sema domain, immunoglobulin domain (Ig), short basic domain, secreted, (semaphorin) 3C. NCBI's taxonomy places the organism in Eukaryota, Metazoa, Chordata, Actinopteri, Atheriniformes, Melanotaeniidae. Gene Ontology annotation, molecular function: semaphorin receptor binding; chemorepellent activity. The transcript has 18 exons. The record is from RefSeq and is a predicted model, not a curated record. Bases 190 to 2493 code for a protein of 767 amino acids. Gene Ontology annotation, biological process: axon guidance; neural crest cell migration; negative chemotaxis.
GUCAAGUCUGCUCUGCUCUUAGAUGGAAUAGCUGCAUUUUUCCUCUCUGGUGUCACUGGAGAAAACUGGAAACAAGUGUUACAGAAAGGACGGGAUAAGGUCUGGGCCUGGUUUGGUGGAUCUGCCUUCUUCAGCUGGAACCAGGACUGGAAGAAGCAGCUGGACGGCGGAGUGACUGGUGGUGCAGCUAUGGGCAGGCCGGAGGGGCUGGCCAGGCCACCUCUGGUGUCAGUUAUGGCGUUCUCCUUCCUGGCUUUCUUCUUGCUCUGCAAUGGGGUCUCAAGCCUUCCUCAGCCUCUGCCAAGAGUCUUCCUUUCCUUUGAAGACCUGCAGACCUCUCUGUCUUUUGAAUACUACAACCUAUCAGAAAAGGCCAUGGACUACAGGAUCCUGCAUAUGGAUGAAGACCAGGACAGGAUGUAUGUGGGCUGCAAAGACCAUGUUCUCUCCAUGGACAUCAACAACAUCACCCAUGGCACACUUAAGGUGUUUUGGCCUGCAUCUACAAGCAAAAUAGAAGAAUGCCAAAUGGCAGGCAAGGACCCAACACACGGCUGUGGGAACUUCAUCCGGGUGGUGCAGCCUUACAACAGAACUCAUCUGUUUAUGUGUGGCAGUGGAGCAUACAGUCCCGUCUGUGUGUACAUCAACAGGGGCCGCAGGCCAGAGGAACAAGUAUUUCACAUUGACUCAAGGACUGAAUCUGGAAAAGGGAGGUGCUCGUUCAACCCUCAAGUGAAUACAGUCUCUGUCAUGAUCAACCAGGAGCUGUUCUCAGGCAUGUACAUUGACUUCAUGGGGACAGAUGCUGCCAUCUUCAGGAGCCUGACCAAGAGAAAUGCAGUGCGGACUGAUCAGCACAACUCCAAAUGGCUCAGUGAGCCUAUUUUCAUUGAUGCCCACCUGAUACCAGACGGGAUGGACCCAAACGACGCCAAAUUGUACUUUUUCUUCAGAGAGAGGCUAACGGAUAACAGUGGAAACACUAAAAAUAUCCACACCAUGGUUGCCAGAGUGUGUCCAAAUGACAUUGGCGGGCAGCGCAGCCUCGUUAACAAGUGGACCACCUUCCUCAAAGCCAGGAUGGUGUGUUCGGUGCUGGAAGAGGACGGCACGGAAACACACUUUGAUGAACUCGAAAGCGUGUUUUUGCUGGAAAUUGAUCAACCAAAGGGCCUUUUAGUGUUUGGAGUCUUCACAUCUACAAGUUCUGUGUUUAAAGGGUCAGCAGUGUGUGUGUACAACAUGGCCGACAUCCUCACUGUCUUCAAUGGACCCUUCGCUCACAGAGAGGGGCCCAACUUUCAGUGGGUGGCAUUCCAGGGACGCAUCCCCUACCCGAGGCCAGGAACUUGUCCCGGUGGAGCCUUCACACCUGACAUACACACAACAAAAGAGUUCCCAGACGACGUGGUGAACUUUGUACGGAACCAUCCGGUCAUGUUCAACCCCAUCUACCCGGUGGGGAGGAGACCCCUGGUAGUUCGUACCAACGCAGACUACAGAUACACAUCGGUAGCCGUGGAUCAGGUCACGGCUGCUGACGGCAGCUAUCAGGUGCUCUUCCUGGGCACAGACAAAGGUACAAUACAGAAGGUGAUUGUGCUGCCACGCAAUCAAUCCCUGCAUGAAGAUCUGAUCCUGGAGGAGCUGGAAGUGUUUAAGAACCAAGCUGCUGUCACAAACUUGAAGAUAUCUCCCAAAAAACAACAGCUGUACGUCAGCUCGGAGUUCGGGGUCUCCCAGGUCUCGCUGCACCGUUGUCACGCCUACGGUUCGGCUUGUGCUGAUUGCUGCCUCGCCAGAGACCCCUACUGUGCCUGGGACGGACUGAGCUGCUCCCGCUUCUACCCCACUGGGAAAAGGAGAAGCCGAAGGCAGGAUAUUAUGCAUGGAAAUCCACUCACUCAGUGUAGGGGAUUCAAUUUAAAAGCCUACAGGAACGCCGUGGAGAUGAUGCAGUAUGGUGUGAAAAACAACACCACCUUCCUGGAGUGUAUUCCAAAGUCUCCUCAAGCAUCGAUCCGCUGGCUCAUUCAGAGGGACAAUGACAGGAGGAAAGAGGUGAAGCUGAAUGACCGUGUCCUCUCCACCGAACACGGCCUCCUCUUCCGCUCCGUCCAGCUGUCCGACCAGGGCCUUUACUACUGCCUGACCACAGAGAACGGCUUCAAACGCACCGUUGCCAAAAUCCGUCUCCGUGUGCUAAGUGAAGCCAUGGUGAGCGUGCUGGCAGACAAGCAGCAGUCGCCCUGGGCGUGGGCCAGCUCUUUGCACCCUAAGGCCCUUUUGGAAGCCUUCAGUCCUGCAGAGACUCUGGCUGUACAGCAGUACUGCAAAGAGAGGAGGGAGUUUCAGAACCUGCAGCAAAGGAAUCAGCAGCAGCCGCCGCCACAACCACCCAGUCCUCUCAGGGGGGACCUGGCCAAACUGAAGCCCCUACUGGAUCGGAGGAAGAGCCGGAAUAGACGCAAUCACCUCCCAGAGGUCUGACGCAGGGAGUUUGCAGCAGCAGAAACUGAUACGCACACCUUCCUCUAACCUUAACCCUUCAGACCCCUGCUCCCAUCUCAGCUGCAAAGCUGCAUUGUGGAUGUACAGUCGAACCAGAAUGUGGGUUUGGGGAAUUUCUUUUCUUGCAUGAGGUACUGUGACCAGAUGGCUGUGACAUUUCAUAACCACACAGGCAGCCACAAACCACUGAUUUGUGACGGUCACAGCAUAACGUGAAGUGGACAUGUUAUGACUGCCUUUUAAUAAGCUGUGGUCUCAGCUGAUAGUACACAGAAUAUUACACUUUGAGACUCAGCUAUCUUAUCUUACAUUCGUGGUGGGAAAUAAACCAGCUGGGAAUUAACUCACAAUGGAUUUGUUCCUUUUUGUUAAAAGAAGAAUUUUUAAAUCAACCUAUUAAAUAGAGGUGAAUGAAAAGGGAUAAAACGGAGACAAAUGUAUUAUUGAUAGUGAGAAUAUUAGAAUAAGAAAUGUUAGUCUGUUAUUAGAUUAUCCCCCCAUUUGAAUGUUUACUUUUAACUAAUAAAAUAGUUUAUUGCAGUUAAACUACAGGGUCUUUGUGGACUCAUGAAAGGUAAUAUCAUGUUUACAACAGUAUCAGUUAUAUAAAGUCCAGAGGACAAAUAAUCCUAAUCAAGAAUGUUGUGUAACAGUAUAAGGCCAAACUGUUCAUCUACUUCUAACAAUGGUUAACCUGAGGUGACAAAUGCUGCAACAAAACAGAAAGGAGAAGAACAUUUUGCAAAACAUAAGAAUAUGCAAACAUUUCACACAAAAAAAAAAUGUAUUUCCAUUUGCAAACAUUUCAUAAAACCACA